AUCACAUACCAUCGCCAUGGCCCCCAUACCACCAGACACCAACAUGAACCUCAACGGCGAGCUGAAAGACAAACACAGGCCCUACUGGACAAAAGUCAACAUCGCCCUAACCGCCGUCUUCGCCAUCCUCUUCCUCGCCCUCUUCCUCGGCGCCCUCUCCUUCUGCCUCUACCAUCGCUACCAAAAGAAGAAGCAACUCAACAAGCGCAAAUCAGACUCUGCCGGUCUGCUCGCCAACGAAGACAAAACAAGCAUGUUCAGUAGCAACAGAGCCAGCAGCGUCACACUCUACGUCGACUCGGACGCCGACGCGCGGAACAAGCGGUCAAGCACAGACACCAUGCAUCUUGUCCCGCUGCAAGUCACUCCUCCAGUAGAGGAGAUAAGAGAUCCCAUCGGCGAGAACAACAACAGCAACAGCAGCAACAACAACAACAGUAACAACAAUCUCGUCCUCAAUACGACUAGUUCAGGCAGUGGCGUCAGCUCCAUCAGCGGACAAACCAACACCACGCACCUCAGCCCCAUAUCCCGCACCGCAGAACACUUCGACACAGAUUCCAUCCGACCGUCCGGUCGUCCCCGCAGCAUAAGCACCACGUCGGGGCGCUCACGCUACUACGAACGCAUGUCCAUCGACACAGACAUGCCCUCUGUCCCCAAGAUUGUGCAUACAUCCUGGCAACAGUAAAACAGUCCCUGCUCUGGUGUCUUGGUCAAAUAACCCCCAAGUUUGCGUCAUUAUUCUGUUUGUUUUUUCCUUGUUGUAUUCCGCAUUGUUCCUGUACGUUAGCAUACCAU
Molecule: messenger RNA, 801 nt
Organism: Exserohilum turcica Et28A
Lineage: Eukaryota; Fungi; Ascomycota; Dothideomycetes; Pleosporales; Pleosporaceae
Exons: 1
Coding region: 17-691 (224 amino acids)
Source: RefSeq, a predicted model, not a curated record